This is a messenger RNA of Temnothorax curvispinosus, 808 nucleotides long. RefSeq lists its product as uncharacterized. The transcript has 4 exons. The record is from RefSeq and is a predicted model, not a curated record. The coding region runs from base 164 to 541 and encodes 125 amino acids. NCBI's taxonomy places the organism in Eukaryota, Metazoa, Arthropoda, Insecta, Hymenoptera, Formicidae.
AACCCGCGACGUCUUUCGCAAGUUUGUUUCUAUUUCGUUGUCUCUCAGCUGAGUAAUUUGGUGAUUCCAAAAGUGUGCUCGCGAAUCUAGAGAACUUAAUAAAGAACCUAAUAAAAUCUCAUUUCCUUGAAAAAUCAAGAUCGUUGUUCGAUAGCGACUCUAAAUGCGUGUGCAUCUGCUGUUGAUUGUGUUCUUCGCGAGCACUGUCUUAGCGCGAAGUACUCGAGAUAGAAGGGAUACUGCUGUGACCACAGUACAACCUCCAAUCAUUUCUUAUACAACUGACAAUGGAAAUACGAACGUCACUCCUGGAGAUAAAUGUGAUAGAAUUAAUUGGGGGAAUAAUAUUUUCCGUCAACCGUUAAAGAUGAUGUCUAAGCUUGUUAAAUCAACAUUACUAACCGUGAAAAAUACUUUCUCGACGUUUUUAAAAACAUUAAAUUCAACGGGCGACUUUAUGCUGCGCGCUAUGAUGCAACCGUUUGUGGUAACGUUAAGGAUGAUAAUUAGAAUGAUGGACUGGAUGCUGCAAUUUGUUUAAUUCGAUAUUGUCUAAAGCUAGUAGCAUUAAAAAUAUCUUCCAAAUUCCGAUUUUGCUUACACGAUCUAUAAAAAUCUUUUUCUAUCUAUAAACAUUAAAAUGGUCGACGAGUCAUACAUUUCUGAUGCUCUCUUAAGAAAGUUAGAGAUAUAAAUAAUUAUCAGCUGACAAGAUUGGAACUAUUCAGAAGUCGUAAUAAUCACUGGGGAUUGCGAGAAACAUUGUUAAGAUCCAGACUAAGAAGAAAGAAUCCAUCAAUUAAAUACC